Schistocerca gregaria is the source of this 1534-nucleotide messenger RNA. RefSeq names its product keratin, type I cytoskeletal 9-like. Lineage: Eukaryota; Metazoa; Arthropoda; Insecta; Orthoptera; Acrididae. The record is from RefSeq and is a predicted model, not a curated record. Bases 82 to 720 code for a protein of 212 amino acids. The transcript is spliced from 3 exons.
CCGGCAGCGCCCGGCCACCGACAGCGGCGACUGCUUGCGCUCGACAGUACGACGCCACAAGACACAGCGAGACACACGGAGAUGGCGGCUGCUACGGCAACCAGAGUCGCUGCUGCGACAACGGCACUUGUGCUGCUCCUAAGCUGUGCAGCAGCUGCGCAGGAGCUGGUCGAGGACAUGCAGAUGGUGUCGUCGGGUCAGCGAGAGCACUACGUGCACAAGGACGGCGGCGACCACGGCACCGUCGGAUACCUGCGCACCAAAGACAGCCGCGGCGACGACGGCUACAAGAAGUUCGACAGCUUCCACAAGAAGGACGGCGACUCGUACGGCUACGAGCACCACACGUCGUACGGCAAGGCGGGCGGCGGGGAGUCGGGCGGCUCGCACGGCGACAGCGGCUCCUACAGCCAGGGUGACCACCACGGCGCCGGAUCGGAGCACUACCUGCGCGCCAUCGACGGCGGCGAUUCGUACGACCACGGCGGCGAGCACUACGAGACCCUCGGCGGCGACUACGGCGGCGGCCACUCGGCCCACUACAGCAGCGGCGGCGGCAGCGAGGGUCACUACGGCGGCGCCGGUCACUACGAGUCCGGCGGUGACGGCGACGGCGGCCACCACUACAGCGAGCACUACUACUCGAGCGGUGACGACGGCGGUCACUACACAGGCGGAGAAGGCGGCCACUACACAGGCGGAGAAGGCGGCCACUACUGAGCGUCGCUAGCGAUCUGCGACGCCUCACGCCACCUACCGCCAUCUACCGGCGCCACGCAGUACUACUCCACGCCGAGUGUUUCUCUAAAUAACCUCGCGGGGCAGUGGACUUUCCUGUAACUUAUACAGCAGCCAACUCACUAGGAAAGCACUUUUAAAAUAUGGUUCAAACGAGAAUCAACGGCUUUUGUCACAGCAUGCUAGUUGUGACGCAGUAAAACACUCUAAGCUCUUAGAGACGCUGUUCUCCAAGUUUACUAACAAAUUCGGACUUGUUCAGCUGUGUGCAAUUUUUAAAGCUAACUACACGCGCUACUACAGAACCAGAAUGUGGCAUACGAUCUCAGCUUAAGAAAACACAAAACCACCCCAUCUUCCUCUCUGUUCGGUCAAUUAAGCUCCAUAUUAAAUUUAUCACAAGCAUUCUAUUCUCUUCUUUUUGAAUGUCUAGUUUCAGAAUGGGCUAUUCUCUUCGUGGUCUACAGUCUCGUUCUGAUAUUUAUGUAAGUGAAUUUGCAUAACACCAAAGCUUGGAUCUCGUCCAAAUCCCUCCGAAUGCUGGCAGCUGACUACAUUUUCUCGUUAUUUAUCUUGUGCUCUAGUCCCUGAUUUACACAAACUGAACGAAUUAAUGCGUUUCAUCGAAAAUGUUACACCAGAGUGGCCCCACAAAUCUAGCUUCACUUCUUGCAGUACUGAAGCAACUUUCAAAUUUAGUUGACGUUUCUGGAGUAGUAUUUACGUACUGUCUCUUAACGAUAAUGUUGUUUGUUAUUAAAUUGUUAUCUGUUACUAAUAAACUUUAAAAAUAAGA